Rangifer tarandus platyrhynchus (Svalbard reindeer) is the source of this 1719-nucleotide messenger RNA. Lineage: Eukaryota; Metazoa; Chordata; Mammalia; Artiodactyla; Cervidae. The record is from the annotation of a GenBank genome assembly.
AUGACAGUGGGCGAGCCGAAAGGCAGAAUGGGACCCCGAUCCUGCCUCCUAGGGCUCUUUGCCCUCUUCGUCGCUGGCAAAUGCAGUUACAGCCCGGAGCCUGACCAGCAGAGGAGGCUGCCCCCUGGCUGGGUGUCCCUGGGCCGUGCGGACCCUGAGGAAGAGCUGAGUCUUACGUUUGCCCUGAGACAGCAGAACCUGAAGAGACUGUCCGAGCUGGUGCAGGCUGUGUCGGAUCCUGGCUCUCCUCGCUACGGCAAGUACCUGACCCUAGAGGAUGUGGCUGAACUGGUCCGGCCAUCACCAUUGACUCUCCACACGGUCCAGAAAUGGCUUUUGGCGGCUGGAGCCCGGAACUGCCACUCAGUGACUACACAGGACUUUCUGACUUGCUGGCUGAGUGUCCGACAGGCAGAGCUGCUGCUCUCUGGGGCUGAGUUUUAUCACUAUAUGGGAGGACCUGCAGAGACCCAUGCUGUGAGGUCCCCACAUCCCUACCGGCUCCCAAAGGCCUUGGCCCCGCAUGUGGACUUUGUGGGGGGGCUGCAUCGGUUUCCCCCUACAUCAACCCUGAGGCAACGCCCUGAGCCACAGGUGCCGGGGACUGUUGGCCUGCAUCUGGGAGUGACCCCAUCAGUGAUCCGUAAGCGUUACAACUUGACGGCACAAGAUGUGGGCUCUGGCACAACCAACAACAGUCAAGCCUGCGCUCAGUUCCUGGAGCAGUAUUUCCAUGAUUCAGACCUUGCUGAGUUCAUGCGCCUCUUCGGUGGGGACUUUGCACACCAGGCAUCGGUAGCCCGUGUGGUUGGACAACAGGGCCGGGGCCGGGCCGGGAUUGAGGCCAGCCUAGAUGUGGAGUACCUCAUGAGUGCUGGCGCCAACAUCUCUACCUGGGUCUACAGUAGCCCUGGCCGGCAUGAGUCACAGGAGCCUUUCCUGCAGUGGCUUCUGCUGCUCAGUAAUGAGUCAGCUCUGCCAUAUGUGCACACCGUGAGCUACGGGGAUGACGAGGACUCCCUCAGCAGCACCUAUGUCCAGCGGGUGAACACUGAGCUCAUGAAGGCGGCUGCUCGGGGUCUGACCCUGCUUUUUGCCUCAGGUGACAGUGGGGCCGGGUGUUGGUCUGUCUCUGGCAGACACCAGUUCCGUCCCAGCUUCCCUGCCUCCAGUCCCUAUGUCACCACGGUGGGAGGCACAUCCUUCGAGAACCCUUUCCGAGUCACAAAUGAGGUCGUUGACUACAUCAGUGGUGGCGGCUUCAGCAACGUGUUCCCACGGCCUUCGUACCAGGAGGAAGCUGUAACCCGGUACCUGAGCUCCAGUCCCCACUUGCCACCAUCCAGUUACUUCAAUGCCAGUGGCCGCGCCUACCCAGACGUAGCUGCACUCUCUGAUGGCUACUGGGUGGUCAGCAACCACGUGCCCAUUCCAUGGGUGUCUGGUACUUCGGCCUCUACGCCAGUGUUUGGGGGACUCCUAUCCCUGAUAAAUGAACACAGAAUCCUCAGAGGCCUACCCCCUCUCGGUUUUCUCAACCCAAGGCUCUACCAGCAGCGUGGGGAAGGACUCUUUGAUGUAACCCGUGGCUGCCACGAGUCCUGUCUGGAUGAAGAGGUGGAGGGUCAAGGUUUCUGCUCUUGCCCUGGCUGGGAUCCUGUGACAGGCUGGGGAACACCCAACUUCCCAGCUUUGCUGAAGACACUAAUGAACCCUUGA